Molecule: messenger RNA, 1629 nt
Organism: Dioscorea cayenensis subsp. rotundata (Guinea yam)
Lineage: Eukaryota; Viridiplantae; Streptophyta; Magnoliopsida; Dioscoreales; Dioscoreaceae
Product: transcription initiation factor IIA large subunit-like
Exons: 11
Coding region: 180-1388 (402 amino acids)
Biological process (GO): transcription initiation at RNA polymerase II promoter; transcription by RNA polymerase II
Cellular component (GO): transcription factor TFIIA complex
Source: RefSeq, a predicted model, not a curated record
GCUCUCUAGUCCGCCACCCAUCCACGGCCUCCGCCAUCGAUCGUCGCCGUGGUUCAAACCCUAGACCUCAUCGUCUCCGAUCUUUCUCUCUAAUGCUAUUUCCCUUCAUCUCAAUCCGAUCUUGAAGAGGUUUCUCUCCGUUUUUUGUUCUCCGGCUGUGUUUUUUUCGGCGGCCGGUGAUGUCUAGCGGCGUCUCUACCGUGUAUAUCCAUGUGAUCGAUGAUGUCGUGAAUAAGGUUCGUGAGGAGUUCAUCAAUUCAGGCGCUGGCGAGUCGGUGUUGAAUGAACUCCAAGCGUCGUGGGAGAUGAAGAUGGUGCAGUGCGGGGUUCUGUCUGGGAUUAUAGAGCGGCAAUCGAUUCCCAGGCCUGGUGGUGCUAUUACCCCGGUGCAUGAUCUGAAUAUGCCCUAUGAAGGCCCUCCGGAGGAGUACGAGACUCCUACUGCUGAGAUGCUUUUUCCGCCGACUCCGUUGCAGACUCCCAUGCAAACCCCACUGCCGGGAUUGGCUCAGACUCCAUUGCCGGGAAUGGUCCAGACUCCAUUGCCGGGAAUGCCUCAGACUCCUUUGCCAGGGAUAAUGGAUCAGUAUAACAUCCGUACAGGCUCUUCUGAUUAUGGUUCUGUUAGUGAUGACCGGAAUGGUCUUGAUCCAGAGGCUGGAAAACCUAGUCCUUUCAUGCAGCCACCUUCUCCAUGGAUGAAUCAGAGGUCUUUGGGUGUUGAUGUUAAUGUGGCUUAUGUUGAAGCCCGUGAGGAGUUGGAGAGAGGAGCUGCUCAUCCAAGCAUGACUCAGGACUUCCUUACAAUAUCUGGCAAACGUAAACGAGAUGAUUAUGCUUCUCAGUUGAAUUCUAAGGGCCAUAUUCCACAACAAGAUGGAAGUGGAGAUGCCACAAUAGAAUUUUUUCUUCCUGAGACAACUGGAACCCCGAAUUCCGCCAAUCAUGGUAGACUAAAUACCACUGCUAAAGCUCUAUAUGGUCAAGGGGAUAAAACUGUGCAAGCUGUUCCUCAGCAGGAUGGGGUACAUGAUGAAUAUGAUGAUAUGUUCCAUUAUCAAGGAGUUGCCAGUGAAGAUUAUAAUACUCCUUCAGAACAUGUUGAGUUACGAGCUGCGACUCCUGUUGUUGGCACACCAAAACCAACUAAAAGUGAAGCCGUGGAGGAUGAUGAGCCUCCUCUGAAUGAAGAUGACGAUGAUGACGAAGAUCUAGAAGAGGAUGAGCGGGGAGAAGACGAGCCAACUACACAACAUUUAGUUCUUGCUCAGUUUGACAAGGUCUCUAGGACUAAAAGCAGAUGGAAAUGCACUCUCAAAGAUGGAAUAAUGCAUAUCAAUGGCAGGGAUAUCCUUUUCAAUAAGGCGAACGGAGAAUUUGAUUUUUGAGAGUAUGACUUUCGCGGGAAGUUCAUGAUCGACUUACUCAGACUGAGGGAAGAAAAGCACUUGCUGUUGAGUUGUUGCUGGAAAAAAAAACCUUCUCACUGAGUAAUUUUCAGCAUUGCCCAUUUUCUUUAUGAAAGAUCUCAAUCUAAAUGGACUUUGUAAAUUGUUUUCCCUAUUAUGUUCUUAACUGCUGCAUUGAUUUGUAAAUUUUGCAUCUCAUAUUUCUUUAUUAAAAAAAAAA